AUGGAGUCUCCGCCCAAAUUGGGACCUUCAUCUACCCCAGAAACCAAGGCAGGGAGUACUGGCAUAUUAGCUAUGGCACCUUCAUAUAUAGUAUCGUUUGGUGACGAAAACCGGGGUUACCAGAUGGGAGUCAAUUAUGGAUCGAUAUAUCCGCCCCCGGAGCAACCGGAAACUCCACCAACCCCUCUAUCGACUGUCCCGUUCCGUCGUGACCCAGACUUUGUCAGUCGCGACUCACUGCUCGAUCAGAUACAUAAGAAGGUCUCAGUCCCAGGGUCUAGGAUAUCUCUUGUGGGCAUCGGCGGCGUCGGGAAAUCGCAACUUAGUAUCGAAUACUCUUAUCGAGUCCGAUGCCAAUCGCCGGCGACAUGGGUUUUCUGGGUCCACGCAAGUAACGCGGCUCGGUUCGAGCAAAGUUUCCGGGAUAUCGCCGACCAGGCCAAAAUUCCUUGGCGUCAUGAUCCAACAGUCAACAUAUUCCAACUGGUCGAAAGCUGGCUCCGGGAUGGCAAGAGAGGAAAUUGGUUACUGAUUCUUGAUAAUGUUGAUGAUGAUCGGUUCCUUCAGCAGCCCCCGGCAACGGGGCAGCAGGGUCUAAAGGUCGGCCAAAUCAACACCUCGACAAAGCCACUAUUAGCAUUUCUCCCCCGAAGCCAAAAAGGAUCAAUAAUGAUCACAAGUCGGAACCAAGAGGUAGCACUGAAAAUUGUCGAUCGCCAAGACAUCAUUAAAAUCGAACCAAUGAAAAAGGCCGAGGCGAUAGAACUUCUCCAACGAAAGCUGAGACUCCAAGUGGAAACCCCUGAUAUUGUGAACUUAGUGGAAGAACUGGAGUUUAUGCCACUAGCGAUCAUACAGGCAGCCGGCUAUAUUGCAAUAUCAGAGGAUCUUUUUCGAGGUUAUUAUAAGAUAAAAGGCGACGAUCCGAGCUCAGAGGAGACUACGCUCGAUUAUAGUAAGGAUGAUACGAAAAGUACACCCUAUUCUAGUGUGGAUCACAAUUUUGAGGAUGAUAUUACAACAUUAAGAGACUUUUCAUUUAUUUCUAUCAACAACGACAGCACAGUGUUUACGAUGCAUCGGCUAGUGCAACUUACCGUACGUAUAUGGUUGGAAGCUGAUGGACAUCUAGAGCGAUGGAAGGAACAAUUUAUUAUGAUCCUGUGGCAAAGGUUUCCUACAGGUGAAUUUGAAAACUGGGCAAAAUGUCAGUCGCUCUUUCCACAUGUGAAAUCAGUCAUGUCACAACGACCGGAAUCAGAAGAAUGUCUACGAAAAUGGGCUACGUUGCUUCACAAGGGGGCAUGGUAUGCACGGGGAAGCGGCAAAAUAGCAGAGUCAAUAGACAUGGCAUCUAAAUCGAGGAACGAAAGGGCGUCACUGUUUGGCUCAGAUGGUGAAGAGACCCUCGAUAGCACUGCGAUAUUAGCGAGCGUACACCGACUCCAGGGACGAUGGGAAGAGGCGGAGCAGCUCGAGGUGCAGGUCAUGGAGGCUCGCAAGACGAUCAUGGAGACUCUCAAGACGAAGUUCGGCGAGGAUCAUCCUGACACGCUUUCGAGUAUGGGCAACCUGGCGUUGAUAUAUAGGUGCCAGGACCGGUGGGAAGAGGCGGAGCAGCUCUUUGUGCAGGUUAUAGAGACGAGUAAGACGAAGCUCGGCGCCGACCAUCCUAGCACGCUAACGAGCAUGGGCAAUCUGGCGUUGACGUAUAGGUACCAGGGCCGGUGGGAAGAUGCAGAGCGGCUCUUUGUGCAGGUCAUAGAGACGAGCAAGACGAAGCUGGGCGCUGACCACCAUGAAACGCUGACGAGUAUAGGCAACCUGGCGUUGAUGUAUAGUUGCCAGGGCCGGUGGGAAGAGGCGGAACAGCUCUUUGUGCAGGUUAUAGAGAAGAGCAAGAUGAAGCUAGGCGCCGACCACCCUCACACGUUGACAAGCAUGGCCAACCUGGCGUCAACGUAUCAGGGCCAGGACCGGUGGGAAGAGGCGGAGCAGCUGUUUGUGCAGGUUAUAGAGAAGAGCAAGACAAAACUGGGCGCCGACCACCCUGACAUGUUGAUAAGCUUGGCCAAACUGGCGUCGACGUAUCAGCACCAGGGCCAGUGGGAAGAGGCGGAGCAGCUCUUUAUGCAGGUUAUAGAGAAGAGCAAGAUGAAGCUCGGUGCUGACUAUCCUUAUAUUUUGAUCAGCAUGGCCAAUCCAGGCGUCAACGUAUCAGAAUCAGGCACAUUGAUCAGCAUGGCCAACCUGGCGUCAACGUAUCAGAACCAGGGCCGGUUGGAAGAGGCGGAGCAGCUUAACGUAAAGAUCAUGGAGACGAGCAAGACGAAGCUGGGCGCCGACCAUCCUUAUAUGUUGAUCAGCAUGGCCAAUCUGGCGUCAAUGUAUCAGAACCAGGGCCGGUUGGAAGAGGCGGAGCAACUUAACGUAAAGGUCAUGGAGACUUUCAGGACAAAGCUCGGCGCCGACCAUCCUAGCACGCUGGCAACCAUGGGCAAUCUGGCGUCGAUCUAUAUGCGCCAGGGCCGGUGGCAAGAGGCCAAGCGGCUCGAGGUGCAGGUCGUGGAGAUGAGAAAGGCGAAACUCGGCGCUGAUCAUCCCGAAACACUGACAAGUAUGCACAAUCUAGCUCACGACCUUAGGUCUUUGGGCCAAAACACAGCCGCUUUGUUGUUGAUGGCCGACUGUGUUCGACUUUGUGACCGAAAACUAGGCCCUGGCCAUCCGCAUACCAUGUCUUCCAAGUCUACUUUAAACAAAUGGAGUGGGGAGGGUGACACUGGCGGAGACGGUGGGCGCACAAUCUUCUCGCGCCUCUUUAGCAGAAAUUAA
Molecule: messenger RNA, 2835 nt
Organism: Penicillium waksmanii
Lineage: Eukaryota; Fungi; Ascomycota; Eurotiomycetes; Eurotiales; Aspergillaceae
Product: tetratricopeptide repeat protein
Exons: 5
Coding region: 1-2835 (944 amino acids)
Biological process (GO): microtubule-based movement
Cellular component (GO): cytoplasm; kinesin complex; membrane-bounded organelle
Molecular function (GO): kinesin binding
Source: RefSeq, a predicted model, not a curated record